Apis dorsata (giant honeybee) is the source of this 2674-nucleotide messenger RNA. RefSeq names its product bromodomain-containing protein DDB_G0270170-like. The record is from RefSeq and is a predicted model, not a curated record. The transcript is spliced from 2 exons. Lineage: Eukaryota; Metazoa; Arthropoda; Insecta; Hymenoptera; Apidae. The coding region runs from base 128 to 2659 and encodes 843 amino acids. Gene Ontology annotation, biological process: regulation of DNA-templated transcription. Gene Ontology annotation, molecular function: DNA-binding transcription factor activity, RNA polymerase II-specific; RNA polymerase II cis-regulatory region sequence-specific DNA binding.
AACUCAGUGAAGUAGAACUAGAAAGCAAAAUGUCGGCUCGCUUCGAUCGGUUUGUAUAUAACUAUAUUCAAGAUGUAUUGAUACUAACAUUUGAUUUAGGUUUUAAUCUCUCACAUUUUGAAUUAAAAUGUUCGAAAAUGUAUCUUCUGAACAAAAAGAUAAUCACUUUAAAGAUGAAUAUUUUGAAGAAUUUGAACAUAAACCAUUACUAAUAAGUAUACCAAAAGUAGAACCAACAUGUUCUAAUGUAACUAAUUUAAAUGAAAAUAUACCGAAUGAGGAUGAAAAAAUUACAUCAGCAAUUCCUUUAAUUAUGCCAUGUAAAAUAAAGGAUCCUAUUAUUUUACUUGAAAGAUGUGAUAAAAUAUGGGAGACAUUAAAAGUAAUAAAAGAUGUACAAGAUAAAAGUAAAAUUAAUACACUUAAUACAUUACCAUUAGAAAUAAAUUCAAAACCAUUAUAUAUUCAAUAUCAAUCACCAUUAGAAAACAGUAAUGUUGAAUUACCAAAUUUUAAAUUUUCUGUAAAAUAUAAAAAGAGAUUAUUUAAUUGUUUAACAUGUGGAAAACAAUAUACUGAAAAUAGAAGAUUGAGAUCUCAUUCAGAAAAAGUACAUGGUAUUUACAUACCACCAAAACGAAAAAGAUGCACUGUUUUAUAUCAAAAACAUAUUGAUAAAAUAAAAGAAAAAGAUUCUAACAUUGUCAAUAGAGAAGUAGAUUGUAGUGGAAAAGUUUCAUUAAAAAAAGAUGAAAAUAGAUUACAUGUAGGAACAUCAUUACAAUCUACAUCAUCAUCAAAUGAUAACAAAAUUAUUUCAGAUUUAAGAAGAAAAAAAAAUAUUAAUGAAACUAUAUGUAAAAAUGAACAAGAAAAAAAAGUAUUAAAUAAAGAAUUCAAACAAGAAAAAAUAAUCUCAGAAUCUCAUAUAUCUUUAUUAACAUGUAUAUUAUGCAAAAAAACUAUAAAUGAUAUAAGAAAGCAUUUAAUUGAUUAUCAUAAAAUUGAAUCACCUGAUUUUAUGUUAAAGAAUUUAAAUGAAACAUCUAAUCAUUUAAAAGACAAAUUAAAAACAGGAGUUCCUAAUGAUGAGAAUAAAUUUUUUGAAAUUAUUGAAAAUAAGAAAAGAAUGAUAUCAAAUAUACAAUAUUCAAAUUCUAGAAAAAGACAUAAAGUUAAUAAUAAUAGUAAAAACUCGCAAGUUGAUGAAAAUGAUACACGUCAAUGUGAUAUUUGUCUUGGACGCUAUAAAGUUCGUAGUUUUUAUACACAUAUGCGUUAUCAUCGUCAGCGUGGAGAAACAAAAGAAAAUUUCCAUUUAUUUGAUAAUAAAUAUUUAAAAUCUCCGUUAUAUUUAAAAUCAAAAUUAAAUUCAAGUAACAUAUCCAAUGAAAAUUCAAAUAAUAAUCACAGUAAUAAAAAUAAUUCAAUAUCAUUUAAAAAUAAAGAAAAAGAAUGGCAAACUGAAAAUGAUAUGCAAAAUAAAGAUAACAUUAAGAAGACAUCAAAUAGAAAUAAUAUUUGUUCCUGUGGUAGAAAAUUUCGUAACCCUCAUACAUUAUUUGUACAUAAGAAAAAGUGUACUUCAAUAGAUGAAUUAAAACAGCCAAUUAUAAAAAACAGAGUAAAUAUAAGAAGUCAAUAUGUUAUACAAAAUAAUUCUGAUAGAAAUUCUGAAAUUGGAAUUAGCAUAACAAUAAAGAAAAAAAAUAAUUCUUAUGAAAUCAUUGACAGAAAUAAAAAUAAAAAUAAAAUGCAGGAUUCCAUUAAUUCAAAAUAUUUUAAUGCAUCAAGUAUUUCAGAAAAUAAUACCCAAAUAGAAUUACAAAAUCAAUUACGAGAUGAAACUCCAGAAUUAUCUAAAUAUAGUGAAAAACACAGUAUUUUAAAGAUUCAAUCUGCUGAUGAAGAUAUUGAUAUUGACAUUGAAGAAGAUUCAAAUAAAAUUGAUUUUUCUAAAGAAAAAGAAGAACAAAAAGUAAAAGUGGAACAAGAUGAUAAUUCUUGCCAAAAAUCUAUUAACUCAGAGUUUUUGAAAAAAAAAAUUCUUACCAAACGUAAUUAUAAACAAUCUAAUGGUAUCAAAAUAAACUUCGCUAAGAAAUAUAAUAUUUGUGUAUGUGGUUAUAAAUUUUAUACCAAAAGAGCUCUUGAGAUUCAUACUAAUAAACACCAUCCAAAUUCGAAUUUGAUAUGUGGUUAUUGUAAAAUUAGUUUUUCUAAUGGUAUUACAUGGAAUAAACAUCAGUGUUCUAUUAAUGAAGGAAAAAAGUUUAUUGAUGUACAAAUGGAAAUAAAUUGUCUUUAUUGUACUGUUUCUUUGAGUUCACAUAAAAAAUUUGAUGAUCAUAUAAGAGAAAAACAUCAUGAUUCUAUAUUGCCAUUUCAAUGUUUUCGGUGCUAUAAACGAUUUUCUAAUACCUCAUCUCGGAAAAUACAUUUUGAUACAGAUCAUGCAAUAACUGUUUGUUCCUUAUGUAAUAACAAAAUUUUUGAUAUUAUGAAAUCUAGGCAUGAAGCAUAUCAUUAUGGUCUUGGAUUUCCUUGUCAUAUUUGUAAAAGAACUUAUACCACUAAAGAAAAUUUAUUAAAACAUACAAAAAGAUGUCACAAAUAUCAUAAAAUAUCAUUUAUGGCAAACAAUGAUUUAAAUAUAUAAUAUUUUUUAUGAAUU